UCAUUCCAAUUCGAUGCUGUCGAUUCUAGGCUUCAUUACACCUGUGUUCUGUAACUGCUUGUACCGCUUCACGAUGACUGAGCAGCCGAAUUCUGCGGCCAGUGAACCGGCACCACAGAGCGCCCUCCUCACACCCCCGGUGUUGUCCUCCGGGAAUGCGAGCAGUCAGCACACGAUGACAUCUGUCCGAUGGGGAACAUCUAGCGCGAAAUAUAGUCUAGCACGCUGUCCUGUCUACCUGCCUUGGCAUCUGCUUGUGCUCAUAGGAGCUCUCGUGGUAUUGUCGAUCCUGCUCGCUCUCUUGUUUCCACGGUCCCCGGAGAAUGCACCUGGACCCAUAGUCAUAGAUUGCCCGACCGGCGUCCUACUUGGUAUCGAGGCUGUGGCUGGAGACUACGGCUCGGUGUACGCCUUUCUCGGUAUCUCUUAUGCUGUUGCACCCGAAAGGGCACUAAGGUUCAGAGCACCCAUCACCAAGCCCCGUGAGGUGAAACCUGUGGAUGCCGCAAAGAUAAAACUACCGUGCGUGCAAGCGCCAUCGAUUCACGGACCUCCAGUACAUGAACUUGCAGACAGCCAGCAGAGUGAAGAUUGCCUGCACCUGAACGUAUGGACGCCGACGCUUUCUUGUUCUGGCCGCGGCGAGAAGGCCGCUUGCGCCACUAAGACCAUACUAGUACUUUUCUUCGGGCAAGACUUCGAAUACGGAGGCAAUGACGAGCCUAUGACCAACGGUCGCUUCCUCUCUGCCAUAGGAGACAUGGUCGUCGUUGUGCCGAAUUACAGACAUGGUCCCUUCGGGUUCUUGAGCACGGGCAACACCCAACGUGCUCCGGGCAACGUGGGUCUCAUGGAUCAAGUAGCUGCUUUCGAAUGGACGCUACGGAAUGCGCCCAGCUUCGGAGGGAACGUGUCCCGUAUUGCGCUGGCCGGUUACAACGACGGCGCUGCAUCCGUAGGGUACAUGUUGACGGGGCAUGCCAGUAAUGUCCGAAGGGCAGUGCUGUUGGGCGCCACGCCUUUCACGCGGUUCUUUGAGAACACGAUUAAUCCGUUGCUCAACGCCAAGCACUUGGCACAAGAGCUGUGCUGCGAGCGCUGGAACAGCUGUUUAGCACGGGGCAACACAUCCUUCGAAGCCUCUCCAGACGACAUCAUCGAUUGUCUUCGCGAUGUCCCUGCCCGCGACCUGAGUAACCAGGCUGCUGUUCGGGUGCAGCUUUCGUGGAAAGGAUUUGGACCCACUUUCUCCAGAGACCCGGUGUUAGAGGAUCCUUUUGUUCAUGUGGGCUACGCAGCCCCGACAGGGGUACACAUUCUUCUAGGGAUCACAGCUGACGUAGGAGCAUACGCUCUGUACCGUCUGAACUCUUUGCUGAACACCACAGAUCGACCGCAAGAGCUGCUCCAUUUCCUAGGCAAGUUUCUGGAAAAACAGUACGGCUUCUGGUGUGGGUCUGGAAUCGUGAAGCAUUUCCUUCGCUCUCACGGAGACCAGCCCAACCCCAUAUCGGAAGGCUUUCUUAAAGAGCUUCUUUCCUGUGUCUUCUACAUCUGCCCUAUGCAAUACUACAGGGACGCUCUGCAGAAGCGACAGAGUCGCUCAUCGAUUUACGUCUUCUGGCCGAAGCUUUCCUACCGUGUCUCAUCCAUUUCGAGCGCCAAAGCAGCCACCCGAUUGGAGGACCUGGGCUACUUCAUGGGCGACGUCUUAAAAGGGUCUCAUGGAGCCUCCACAGAGGAAAGGGCGCUCGGUCUUAGGCUGGUGCGUGCACUCGCCAGCUUCGUUGCCAACGGGACACUUCCUCCAGUCGAAGGACAACCAUGGCCGACAGGUAAUGGAGAACGAUCCACAGUCCACAUCCAUCUGGACACCUUAACUCUGGGUUCCCUCCCAGGCAGCAACCACUGUGACGCACUCUACAGACAUGUCACCGGACACCCCUCUCCAUUGCUAGAGAUCUAUUGAAUAUUGAAUGUCACUACUUUUGAUAGUACAGGCAAAACAUAAUCAGGUUUCACUUCUAAUAAACA
Ornithodoros turicata is the source of this 2034-nucleotide messenger RNA. RefSeq names its product acetylcholinesterase-1-like. Gene Ontology annotation, cellular component: plasma membrane. The record is from RefSeq and is a predicted model, not a curated record. The transcript is spliced from 9 exons. Gene Ontology annotation, molecular function: acetylcholinesterase activity. NCBI's taxonomy places the organism in Eukaryota, Metazoa, Arthropoda, Arachnida, Ixodida, Argasidae. Gene Ontology annotation, biological process: choline metabolic process; acetylcholine catabolic process. Bases 14 to 1969 code for a protein of 651 amino acids.